This is a messenger RNA of Nanorana parkeri, 1881 nucleotides long. RefSeq names its product tetratricopeptide repeat domain 24 (gene TTC24). The transcript has 8 exons. Lineage: Eukaryota; Metazoa; Chordata; Amphibia; Anura; Dicroglossidae. Gene Ontology annotation, molecular function: protein binding. Bases 1 to 1881 code for a protein of 626 amino acids. The record is from RefSeq and is a predicted model, not a curated record.
AUGGCUUCCGGAGACCUGCAGGCGGAGCAGACGCCGAACCCCGAGGAUUGUGGGCCUCCAGAGCCCCGCACAGCUAAAAAGAAAAAGAAGAAAUUGAAAGACGAUGCGAAGAGGUCAGGAGAGGCGGAUGGGAAAGACGAGGAGGACCCACAGAUCUCUCAGACAGAAAUCGAGGCCCUGACCAAAUCUGGACACAAGGCCCUGACCUCCGGAGACCUCCAGGUGGCCAUGACCUGCUUCAAGAGGGCCUUCCUGCUGUCCCUGGGCACCAAGAUGAAGACAGUCCAGAGGGCCUGCGCGUUCAACCUGGGGGCCGUGUACGUGGAAAGCGGCAAACCAGAGAAAGGACUGGAGUUCCUUCUCAAGUCCCAGCCGAGUGACGGAGAAGAGGAGCCCACGGGGGACCUCUACUUCAACCUCGGCACAGCCUACGAAGCCAUGCUGGACUUCCCCAAAGCCGUGGAAUAUUUUAGGAAGGCCAUCAUCCUGUACAAGCCCUCGCAGCGGGGGAACGAAGGGGACGCCCAUAUGAAGAUGGGGUACUGCUACCUGGGGAUGAAGGACUUGGCCAGGGCGGCCCAGUGCUUCCAGGAGGCUGCGGACUCGUACAUGGAGGCCCAGAGGCUGGACGUGGUGGCCCUGGCUCUCAACGAGGCUGCUAAUUAUAUGCUGCAGAGCCAGUCUUAUGAUUCGGGCCACGUCCUCCAGAUCCUGAAUGAGGCCCGGAUGGUGUGUGAGCACAUCACGAGAAAGGACCUGCUGGGCAAGUUGUACAAUGACAUUGGCCUGAGCUAUGCCCAGCUGAAGGUCUUCUCCCUGGCUGUGGAAUGCUUCCAGAAGGCCUUGCCGUUCUGCCAGGAGGAUGAGACGGACGGGAACAAGGAGGCGGUGGUGUUGCAGAACCUGGGUGCCGCGUACAACACCCUGGAGCAGUUCGAGGAAGGAUUGGACUACCACAUGAGGGCGGCGUCACUACACAGCAUGCUCGGUAACCGCAGGGCUCAAGGUCAAUGUUUUGGCAACCUGGCGUACGCCCUGAGCCAGCUCGGCGACCACGAGGCGGCGGCAGAGAAUUACCUCCACUCUCUGCAAGCGUUUAAAGAUUCAGGCAUGCUCGGUAACCGCAGGGCUCAAGGUCAAUGUUUUGGCAACCUGGCGUACGCCCUGAGCCAGCUCGGCGACCACGAGGCGGCGGCAGAGAAUUACCUCCACUCUCUGCAAGCGUUUAAAGAUUCAGUAUCUGUGACUCCGAGUAUCUGUGACCCGAGUGUCUGCGACCCCGAGUAUCUGCGACCCCGAGUAUCUGUGACUCCGAGUAUCUGUGACCCGAGUGUCUGCGACCCCGAGUGUCUGCGACCCCGAGUGUCUGCGACCCCGAGUAUCUGUGACCCCGAGUAUCUGGGGCCCCCGAAUGUCUGUGACCCCGAAUUCAUACCAGUGACCCCGCUGAAGCCCCGGAGGGGACCCGCCGGGCAGAUUCCCAGGGGGACCCCCGAGAGACGCUCCACCGGGACCAACCACGAGUACGCCAACACGACGCAGAUGUUUCCUCCUCUGGAGAUGCGACAGCUGGAAGGGCGCUCCAUGUACUGCCAAUCCCUGUCCUUGUUAGAGCUUGCCCCGCCCCCUCCUAUCCUUUCAAUGCCAAGCCAUCGGUCCCUGAGAAAACCGCAUCAUACAGCCCGCUCUGCUCAGCCGGUGGAAGGACUGUACGCGACCAUGAAGACCAGGGAGACCACAGGGGUCAACGGGCAUCCGCCCCCGAAGAGCGAGGCGUCAGGUGGGCGAUGUGUAUUCAAGUUCGGUGACGCGCCGUUGUUUAUAAGCCGCCAAGCCGCGGUGCUUCGGCCGCAGUCUUACCUCCCGGGGAUUGAGUUUUGA